AAAUGACCAAUUAAUGUGGCCUCAAUCUGAAUUCGAUGUACAAUUUCUUUUGUUAAGGAUAUUAUUGUAGACGCGACAUUUAUAAUAUAGAAGAUGUAUACAGACAAAAAAUACAAAGUGUGGGAGUUUUUUUUAAAUAUUGCAUUAACACCUGAUGGAAAAGUGUGUGUCUAAUGCAAAAUGGUGUAAACAUGAAAUUCCUCAUUCCCGCCAAUUACCGAAAUAGAUGCACGCAUACAGAGAUGUACCGAAAGAUUUUAUCUCAUGGCUUGAGAUUUUGCACGAAAUGGACUUUUCGUCUAGGUGAUCAUUUUCAUUCUCUGGUGUAUUUCCUCAGUGACGAAACACAGUCAGUGAGAUAUUUUUGGUGCGAGAAGUCACAGUGAUUUUCAUCUCAUUUUCCUCAAUGAAUUUUUCGAAUAACCAAAUUGUGAAGAUCAUUGAGGAUCGGUGGAUUUCUCAGUGAACAAUUGCUGUAUUUAUUUGGAUGUGCUUUUGUUGAUAAAUACCGUACGAGGUGAAUUAUCUGUGGGUGACGUCGUGAAGGAAUUCCAUUGUCACCAGCGUCGCCAGUCAGUUGAUCUUGCGAUCUUUAGAGACGGCAUCGGCUUAAUUGAGCGAAAACCACCGAAUGCCGAUCAGCAUUGAAGUUGAAUUAACGCCGGUCAAUCCAAACCAUGUAUACCAAUCUGGCCAACUUUUGGCGGGAAAUGUACGAUUGAUUGUGGAGCGCCCCAAAAGAUUACGCGCCAUAUGUGUUUAUAUAACGGGCAGUGGUCGUGUGAGUUGGACUUCUUAUACUACAAUAGCUGAUAAGAUUGAGACUGUUGAACAUUCCGGCAAUGAGGAGUACAUUAAUUGCCGCACAUGUGCUUACAAUGCAGCUACUGGGUCAUUCUUUGAACUACCGGCUGGUGUUAAUGUCUACUCCUUUAAGUACACUCUUCCCAUGUGGCUACCAUCGUCCUUUGAAGGUACUCAUGGAUAUAUCCGAUAUGCAGUGGACGUUGUUCUCGAAAGACCAUGGAAAUUUGAUACGACGUUCAAGAAGCCUUUCCCAGUGUGUCGCACUCUUGACCUCAAUCGGGAUAUCUCUCUUAAAUUGCCCGCUCAAAUGGACUACAGAAAGCAAUUUAUAUUGUCCAGCACAUCGCGUGGUAUCCUCGCAAUUACAGUAAAUGUUCUCAAGACUGGAUAUGUUUCUGGUGGUUUCAUUCCUAUUGAGGCCAUUGUGGCCAAUAAUUGUGGCUACAGCAUUAACCAAAUUGUCUUUUCAAUAAGAAAAAUUGUCACAUAUAAGUGCACAUAUCCCUCAAAGGCUGAUAAGGACGAAGUAACGACGAUCCGAGAGAAGCUUGUAGACUGCCUAAUUGAAAAUGACCAGAGUUCCUUCAUGGAACGUCUUGAGAUCCCUGAAACACCCCCAACAACCCUCCAUUUCUGCAAUGUUCUCAACAUCACCUAUGAAGCAAGAGUGGUGGCGGUUAUCCCUGGCAUAACAGUCAAUCCUAGUGUGGCAAUUCCUAUUGUAAUCGGAACGGUGCCAUUUGCCAGCAACCAAUCUCCUUCAAGUCCUUCACAAUCAAUGCAGUACCAUGAGGAGGAAUUUACGUCUGAGAUCGAUGAUCCUCCCCCGCCGUCCUAUGAAUCCGUUUAUGGGAGUUCUUCACACUAAACCCACUAAACUUAAAUUGCAAAACAAUGAACUACAUCACUUAUUUGCUGUGAAAGAUAUCACUUUAUUUAUCAUUAAAUGUACACAAUAAU
Molecule: messenger RNA, 1767 nt
Organism: Phlebotomus papatasi
Lineage: Eukaryota; Metazoa; Arthropoda; Insecta; Diptera; Psychodidae
Product: arrestin domain-containing protein 2-like
Exons: 3
Coding region: 632-1675 (347 amino acids)
Biological process (GO): protein transport
Cellular component (GO): cytoplasm
Source: RefSeq, a predicted model, not a curated record